Messenger RNA from Vitis riparia (riverbank grape), 1440 nucleotides. Its product is annotated as chalcone synthase-like. The record is from RefSeq and is a predicted model, not a curated record. Gene Ontology annotation, biological process: polyketide biosynthetic process. Gene Ontology annotation, molecular function: acyltransferase activity, transferring groups other than amino-acyl groups. NCBI's taxonomy places the organism in Eukaryota, Viridiplantae, Streptophyta, Magnoliopsida, Vitales, Vitaceae. The coding region runs from base 110 to 1291 and encodes 393 amino acids. The transcript has 2 exons.
CAGAUUCAUCAAUUAAUCACGAAUUCUUCUUCUCUAGUCUCCAAAUCUCAAUACCAUUCUGAAUAUUUGCAUUUUCCGACGAAGUUCACACUGAUUCAAGCAGCCAAAAAUGGUGUCAGUGGGGGAAAUCAGAAAGUCCCAAAGAGCUGAGGGUCCAGCCACGGUUCUGGCUAUCGGCACGGCCACUCCAGCCAACUGUGUCUACCAGGCUGACUAUCCUGAUUACUACUUCCGCAUCACCAACAGCGAGCAUAUGACCGAAUUGAAAGAGAAGUUCAAGCGCAUGUGUGAAAAAUCCAUGAUAAACAAACGCUACAUGCACCUCACUGAAGAAAUUCUCAAGGAGAACCCCAACGUCUGUGCUUACAUGGCCCCAUCUCUUGAUGCCCGUCAAGACAUGGUGGUGGUUGAAGUACCAAAGCUUGGCAAGGAAGCUGCUGUCAAGGCCAUCAAAGAAUGGGGCCAGCCCAAAUCCAAGAUCACCCACCUUGUCUUCUGCACCACCUCCGGUGUUGACAUGCCCGGUGCUGACUAUCAACUCACCAAGCUGCUCGGCCUCAAACCCUCCGUCAAGAGGCUGAUGAUGUACCAACAGGGCUGCUUUGCUGGAGGCACCGUCCUCCGCCUUGCCAAGGAUCUUGCCGAGAACAACGCCGGCGCCCGUGUUUUGGUCGUCUGCUCUGAAAUCACCGCCGUCACUUUCCGAGGCCCCUCUGACACCCACCUGGAUUCUCUCGUGGGUCAGGCGCUUUUCGGUGAUGGUGCAGCUGCCAUUAUCAUUGGUGCAGACCCAGAUACCAAAAUCGAGCGCCCACUCUUCGAACUCGUCUCUGCAGCUCAGACUAUUCUCCCCGACUCCGAGGGUGCAAUCGAUGGACACCUGCGCGAAGUGGGUCUCACUUUCCAUUUACUGAAAGACGUCCCAGGGUUGAUUUCCAAGAACAUAGAGAAGAGCUUGGUGGAAGCCUUCAAGCCGAUCGGCAUCAGCGACUGGAACUCCUUGUUCUGGAUCGCUCACCCCGGUGGCCCAGCAAUUUUAGACCAGGUUGAGUUGAAACUGGGUCUGAAGGAAGAGAAACUGAGAGCAACUCGACACGUUCUGAGCGAGUAUGGGAACAUGUCUAGUGCAUGCGUGCUGUUUAUCCUGGACGAAAUGAGGAAAAAGUCGAUCGAAGAAGGAAAGGGCACCACAGGGGAAGGCCUGGAAUGGGGCGUUCUGUUUGGAUUUGGACCAGGUCUCACCGUUGAAACCGUUGUGUUGCACAGCCUUGCUACACAAUCGACUCACUGAGUCACUCGUCCUUAUAAUACUGAAGGGAAGAUGGGAAUGGCUGCUGGCUGGAGACUGGUGAUGACUGCAUGUCAUCAUGUGCCAACCUACGCAGCUACCCUUCCUUCCUUUGUUAUGUUUUGCUUUAUUUUUAUGUUCUUUUGUGUCCC